Arctia plantaginis is the source of this 3165-nucleotide messenger RNA. The record is from the annotation of a GenBank genome assembly. Lineage: Eukaryota; Metazoa; Arthropoda; Insecta; Lepidoptera; Erebidae.
AUGCAGAUUAACAUUGAGGGUGCAGCAGUGGAUGCGGCUAUGUGUGUAUGUACUGGUGGUGGUAUAGUUGGUAGUGGCUGGGCACGACGUCACCUCACUGGAGCAAGUGAAUUAGCCCGCUUACGUCAGAGCGCCGUCGGCUGCGUACCGUUAGUUAGUUGGACAAGCCAUAACGAGAAGUAUAAUGUGUUUAGUUUGUGCGAACACAAUCGCAGUCAAUGUCACUCGUCGUAUUGUGUCGCGCUCUCGACACCUGAAGGCUGCGAGGUGACGACGCACUCUUUUAUUGUUAGCGCUGUUAAGUAUUACGUGUAUUGUGUCUUUGUCACUCCGCUGGCUGUGCUACGCUCCGCGCCCCGACAUCGAUGCAGCGUCCGUGGAGAUGAGCGUUGCGUGCGUGCUGUGGGCGAGGCCGCGCCGCGCAGUCUGUCUCGCUCGCGCACCCUGGCGCCCCCUCUGCCCGUCCCGCUCGCUCCCUCCCUGCUGUCGCGCGCUGUGAGUAUGGCGGCGCGCCCUCUUCGCCGCGCGCGCAGCCCUCGCGCUCCUAUCUCUACGUUCCUCUACUUCUCCUUCCUCACUGGCUUUCCCUUCGCCUUCAGCUCGGACUGGAGUAGCACCGAUGUCCCGGCGCCGGUCGACGCAGCCGAGCUGGUCCGAGAUGCACCUCUCUACCCCGUGCUAAGAGACGAGCACAACUCACCAGGCAGUAACAUCUUCACUGACGUAUCACCCAACAAUAAUAUCGACACUGAAAUUAUACCCGACAAUGACCCAGCCCCCGCUAUCAGUAGUGAUGCUAAUAGCACACCCGACAAUAGUGUUGCACCUGGUACUAAUAUCCUUCCCGACAAUCAUCUAGCUCCCGACACUACAUCCGAUGCAGCAGAGACUGAACACGCAACGAACGUACAAAACAAUGAAGAGACUAGAGUUAAGCGUAGUGCAGGACAAGAACAUGAUCGAACACACAAAUCAACUAGCAGCAGCGAACGUCGUGUGAAAACUGGUGACACAAUACUGAACAUUCGUGGCGCCGUACGUGAUGCAAUCGGUGACGCAGGCGCAGCACCAGGACCGCGAGCAUCCUCGAGGCUUGACACAUUUGUAAUAAGACCUUCGCAGGCACAACAUGCACCGAGGAGCCCGCCCAGGCAAGAGUCGAGACAUCAACACACUCCACCACAGGCGACAAAGUUGGAACGAGAAUUGCUUGUGGAAGCGCACUCAGUGGCGCGUAUUUCCUGCGAGAUCAGCAAUGGGAGUGACGUGCGCUGGUACAAAGAUGGAGAGUCACUAAAUCUGCCUGCAACACCCCCAAGUACCGCCUCGGCAGCGUCUGCUGGUGGCGAGGGUGUGUGGCUUGAUAAUGGCACACUGGUGGUUGGACGAGCGACGAGAGGUGAUGCUGCCGCCUGGCGAUGUACACACAAAGACGAAAAGGGAAAUACAGUCUCGGGCAAACCUACACGACUGCUUAUUUAUGAACCAGUGCGGUCCGUAUACCUAGCGGUGGACGGUCGUCGUCUUGACGCGGGCAACACCUGGGUCCCUGUCAGGGACAAGACCGAGCUCGAAGUGCGCUGCGUCGCUGAAGGUGGAGUGCCCCCACCCGACCUAACGUGGCGGUUAUUAGCCCUGGAACCAGCGCUUGAUCAUCGACCCUACCUCAGGAUACAUCACACGAACUACUCUAUAGAGGGUGUGUCGGUGUCUCACGCGGUGGUGACUGCUGCACGAGAACUACACAACGCGACCCUCAUGUGUGAGGCCCGGCAGCGCACACCAGCCCGUUCCAGCGCACCUGCCGCGUCGCCGGCGAGCCCCUCACAGCCGGCACCAUCAGCACCGAAGAGCGCGUCCUUGAAUGGACCCUUGCAUGUGAUGGCGGCCAAGCUUGAGAUUCAUGUUACUUACGAAGACGUGUUUCAUCAUCAUCUGCGCCAAAAAUCCCAACAUCAAAAAAGUCAGUGCCUACAAGCCAUUUACAAUACGUGGCUAUGGUGUAACUUCUUGAAAGAUUGGAAUACUGGGGGCUCAAGCAGCCAACCAACUGUGGCUCCUCCUUUACCAGCAUCUGAGGUUCAUUCUCAGUCUUCUCCAGUCACCGCAGUGGCGAGGAGUGGAAAUCCUCCAUCAUUCGUGAUAUCGCGCUGGCCAGGAUUCGGCGUGUCUCUGUCUGCUGGCGGAGCCGCGGCGUUGCGCUGUGACGUAGACGCCAAUCCCCCAGCGAGAGCCUGGUGGCUCAGAGACGAUGCCAACCCUACGAGUUCUCCUCCCCCACUGGAAGCUGGUGACGAGGCAGCUCGGGGCUCGGCCACACUGCGUUGGGCUGCAUUGCGGGGUUCCCACGCGGGCUGGUACCGCUGCAGGGCCACCUGGCUAGACACGGAGUACUCCUCUAUUGGAUAUUAUCUCAAUGUUAUUUCGGCACCAGAGGAAAUCACAGAAACGGUAACAGAAACAGAGCAAGAAGAAGAGGAGCCAGACCAUCAGAAAGUGGAAGUACCUCUAGGAGGGAAUGUGCAACUACACUGCCCGAAGGAUGGUUUACCUUCAUCAGGCACCGUUGGCUGCUGGUGGCGGCGCGUGGUAGGCAACUCCAGCGAGUCGUGGGCGCCAGCCGGCUCGCACCAUGCUCACGGAGUCUUGGGUAUAAAAGACGCGCUGUACCAGGAAGGCGGCGAGUACCGGUGCGUCGGAGCGCGAGGCCCAGAUCUGAUGAGGCUGCGGGAGCUCAAACGAGUCACCCUCAAAGUUACCGGUGGUGCGACCGCCACAGCCCUGAGCGCGACGCCGUGGCGCGGCGGGUGGCGGCUGGAGUGCGGCGCGUGCGGGCGCGGCGUGCGCGUGCUGUGGCUGCGGGGCGGGGGCGCGGGCGGCGCGCUGCCCGCCGCGCUCGCGCCCGACCUGCCGCAGCACUGCUGGCGCGCCGUGCUGCACGUCGCCGAGCCCGACGAGGUGUGGUGCGUAGCAGCGGCCCCGGCGGGCGGCGCGGUGGCGGUGUUCCCGCGCCGCGCCGCGCCCGUGUCCCCGGCGCCCGCGCGCCACACCGUGCGCGCGCUGCACAACGCGAGCUGUGCGCUCCGCCACCGCUCCUACUUGCUGCUCCUCAUCAAUGUCUAUUUAUUUAUUAAGUGCGACAUCAGCUACUCCAUGCGAUACUGA